Episyrphus balteatus (marmalade hoverfly) is the source of this 2522-nucleotide messenger RNA. RefSeq names its product DNA polymerase iota (gene PolI). The transcript is spliced from 2 exons. The record is from RefSeq and is a predicted model, not a curated record. Bases 280 to 2361 code for a protein of 693 amino acids. Gene Ontology annotation, molecular function: DNA-directed DNA polymerase activity; damaged DNA binding. Gene Ontology annotation, biological process: translesion synthesis. Lineage: Eukaryota; Metazoa; Arthropoda; Insecta; Diptera; Syrphidae.
CGAAGGCCACCAAAAAGAAAAACUCAAAGAAGAAAGUUUUUUGUUGUGGUAACAAAAAAAAAAUUUGUGAUAGGUUUUCUUUUAUUUUAAACUAAAUUAUUACAAAGAAUACAAUUUCAUUCAACAUCAAACUAACCGAAUAAACUAAAUGCAAACAAAUAACAAUUAUAAACAAGCACAAAAUAUUAUUUAUAUUUUAUUCCAUUGAGAUAAGAAAGUAAUAAUAUCCAACAGGAGACAGCUGCUGUCAAAAAAUUGCAUUUGCUAGAAAAAUACGCUAUGGAUUUCGAGAGCUUUACCAGUCAAAAAGAGCCUCAUGCUCGCACCAUUAUUCACUUCGACAUGGAUUGUUUCUAUGCUCAAGUAGAGGAGUUGCGUGAUGUUUCGCUGCGUACUAAACCCUUAGGAAUACAACAGAAACAAAUUGUAGUAACCUGCAACUACGUAGCCCGUCAAUAUGGCGUCACCAAGUUAAUGCUUAUUUCUGAAGCAAAAAAACUUUGUCCCAACAUUGUAUUGGUCAAUGGAGAAGAUCUCACAAAUUAUCGCCAGAUGUCAAACAAAAUCUUUGAAAUAGUUCAUAAGUAUACGCCAUUAGUAGAAAAAAUGGGAUUCGACGAAGACUUUGCUGAUGUCACUGAAUUAGUUGCGACCCGUUGGAAGGAUAAUAUCGAUGUAGAAGUCGAAGGUUACAUUCAUCCUGUAGACCAUGAACUUACAGAACAUUGUGAUUGUGGCUGUGACAAGCGUCUGGCUAUUGGAUCGCAAAUCGCCAAAGAAAUACGUCAGGAAUUAUUUGUCACCCUGGGUAUUACGUGUUGCGCUGGUAUAUCAUAUAAUAAGCUUUUAGCUAAAUUAGUUGGCAGCAUAAAUAAACCCAAUAAGCAGACAGUCCUUAUCUCUAAUUAUGCAGAAGAGUUUAUGCGUGAAAUAAAUAAUCUGCACUCAAUAACUGGAAUUGGCCAAAAGACCGAGGCAUUACUGCUCGAAAAUGGAAUAGCAAAUGUUACCGAACUACAGAAUUCCGACAUAGACAUGCUAAAGAAAAAACUCGGCUUUGAAACGGCCACAAAGUUGAAAGAACUUUCAUUCGGACGGGACAUUGGGCCUGUGCGACCAACUGGCAAGCCUAAAACUAUUGGAUUAGAAGAUGCUUGUCGACCCAUUUCUGUAAAGAAAGAUGUCGAAGAAAAAUUUCGUAUGUUGCUAAUGCGACUAAUUGAGCAGGUCUCCGAAGAUGGUCGCAUUCCAAUUGCAAUUAAAGUCGUUUUGCGCAAAUUUGAUUCGGCCAAAAAAACAAGCCACCGCGAAACCAAGCAAGCCAAUAUAUUACCAUCUCUUUUCAAAUCAAAUUCAAAUGGGCAAAUUACCCUGGCAGAAGGAGCUCUUGGAAAGCUUUUAAAGAUUAUAAUGCGGCUGUUUGAAAGAGUCGUUGACUUGGAGAAGCCAUUCAACAUCACUCUUAUCGGUUUGGCCUUUUCGAAAUUCCAACAGAGAAAAACUGGAUCAUCUUCGAUUGCCAACUAUUUGAUAAAGAAAACAGACUUGGAGGUACAAUCGGUGACAUCGAUAACAAGCGAUGAAGGUUUUCUAUCAUCACCUCAAACUUUCCGGCCAAGUGAUCAAUUCUAUAGGCGACGUACAACUGCAUCACCUAUUCCAAUGAAUGUUGAUUUAGAAGCACCAUCCUCUGACAUAUCAGACUUUUCGGAAAAUGAAGUCGAACCCUCACCGAAGAAAAGUCGAUUCAGUUUGCUUAUAGCAAAGCGGAGAUGUCUUUCUAGCAACGAUGUCAAUGAUAUUGCAUCACCAAGUAAACUUCGUGUAUGCGAUCUACGAUUGAAUUCACGUGACAGUGAGAAGGAUAUUUCAAUGAGUCCAAUUUCGUCGCCAUCAACUUCGUUUCCGGUACCUCCUCCAUCCAAAUGUUCAUCUCCACAGAAUAUAAACUAUUCGCCAACAUCGUCUGUUAAUGGCGGUGAUGAAAGUCGUGAUAUAGGUGAUAUGGUUUGCGAUCCAAUCGCUGCUCCCAAAUCACAGGAACCAAACACAUCAAUUCCUCAACAACCAUCACAAACAAACGAAGACUCAUUGACUACAACUGCCGUUUCAACGCAAACAACCAUUAGUGGUAAUUUGGCGAACAUUCCAUGUCCAUCCGGUGUCGAUCAAAGCGUAUUCAAUGAGCUACCACUUGACGUACAAAAUGAGCUCAUAAAUACGUGGAGGAGUUCAAUGGCAGCAAAAGCUAAUAAUUUGAAUACAAAUACAACGGCUGCUACAAGUAAUAUAAGUACAAACACAUCAAUGGCUGGUGGCCAAAAAAACACGCUCUAUAGGUAUUUCCUGAGGAACAAAUAAAUAUUGAUAAGAGAGAAGCUUAAAGCAAAUAUUUUUGGCGUUAGUGUGUAAUUUAUUUAAAAAAUGAAUUACAAUCGUAUGAAAUAUUAUAUAUAUUUUUUUAUUUUGUUAUAAAUAAAAUAAAUUUAAGAAGAAAUUUUUGUACCAAUAAAAUAGUUUAA